Molecule: messenger RNA, 1851 nt
Organism: Strongyloides ratti
Lineage: Eukaryota; Metazoa; Nematoda; Chromadorea; Rhabditida; Strongyloididae
Product: Colon cancer-associated Mic1-like domain-containing protein
Exons: 2
Coding region: 1-1851 (616 amino acids)
Biological process (GO): regulation of autophagy
Cellular component (GO): lysosomal membrane; late endosome membrane; Mon1-Ccz1 complex
Source: RefSeq, a predicted model, not a curated record
AUGUUAAUUGUUGGUGAAGAUUUUGUUUCUUUUGAUCGAUCAACACAAGCAGCUGAUUUUUUCUAUGAUAAUACGGCUAAAAAAAUUUGCACUGUUAGAGGGAAUGGUGUUCUUGGAGUAACAAUAAAAAGUGUAUCUAGUAAUGAUAAAGAUAUAUCAUUUAGACUAGAUGAUAAUGGAAUUGUUUUAAAAGUAAAAAUUUCACCUGAUUUGAAACACGUUUGUAUAUUAAGGAAUCAAAUGUCAGUAGAAAUUAUUAUCUUAUUAGAAGAUGAUCUUUUAACAAAACCUCAAAGUUUUCUUAUUAAUUCAAAAAUAAAAGCAUCAAUAAUAAAUGAUAUUGAGUGGAUUAGUGAUAAUACAAUAUUAUUAAUUAUGGAAAAAGGUUUAGAAUUGAGGCAAAUUAAUUUUGAUAAAAAAAAAUCAAGUCUAUUAAAAAGUAUUUCUAUAACACCUGAUUGGCAUGCAUAUUUUAGUGAAGCAAAAAUGCUAAUUGCUGCAACAGGUCACAGUAAAAAUAAUUUGAAUCCUUUUUUGAUUACUCGAAAUAAUAUUCAAAAAUUAGCUAUGUUUGAUGUUGAUUAUGGAACAUCAAAAAACCUUGAAACUUUAAGUGCAGAAAAUAUUCUUAUUACAUAUAUUUAUAAACAAUUAUAUUGUUGUGUUUUUCGUUUUACUGAAGUUGAUUCAAAUAUUUAUUUAUAUGAAAUGACAACAAAUCCAUCAGAUAUUCCAUUUCUUAAAUACAUUCUAAAUUAUGAUCAUUUUGGAGCUGUGGCAUUGCAUGUCGUUGAUAAUGUACUUGUUCUUCAUUGUCAAGAAAUUAAAAAAUCUUAUCUUUUUGAUAUUGGAAUGGAUCCAAAUAAUAUGUUGCAAUAUCCUAUAAUAUCUCAAACUAUUACAGUUCAUGAUUCUUUUAAAAAUACUUUUGAUGAAUGGGAAACUUUUAUUUAUUCAGAUGUAUGGAUUACAUGUCACCCAAAUAUUAUUAUUGAUGAAGGUUUUGCUAUGGUGACUUCCCUUAGACUUGAUUUAUCAGAUAUUGUCAAUUUUUUUGAUAAUAAAAUGAAUUAUAUUAGAUUUUAUUUAAAUAGAAAAGCACUUAGAAACUCAUUGUUAGAAAAUAUUUGUGAAUUAACAUAUAAAAACUCUUUCAAGUUGGAAAAUUUUACCAAAAUGUUCAACUGGUUUUUUGCUCCAUCUACAGAAGAACCAUACAGAAAAGUUGAUGUUAAACAAAUAAAUAUUGCACACUUUAUUUUAAAUCCUUGUUUAGAAAAAAAUUUUGAUAAGAAGUUUCUUAUUAAUAUUGCUUUAGAAACUCUUCAUGUAUGUAAUGAAUAUAAUAUUCCAAUUGAUUUAUAUUUUGCUGAUGUCUUAGUAUCAAUAUUAAUAAAGGCAAAAGAUUAUAUACGUUUGGAACAGUUAAUUCAAUACAAAGUUAUUCCAGAUACAAAAGCUUUUGCUUUUGAUUUUGUUUCUUUAGAAAAUGAAUAUCCUCCAUUGGCUCAAUUAGCUAUGGAUAUAUUAGCUAGAAUAGCUAAAACACCAGAACCUAUUUCUGAGAUACUUAUAAAUAAAGGAAGAUUAAUUGAAGCAUUGAAGUAUAUGGAAAAUCAUGAUCCUGAUAAAAUUAAUGUUGUUAAAGUUAUUGAUGCAGCAAUUCAAAGUGACAAUAGACAAUUAAAACAUGCUGUAGCUCAAUAUUUUGCCAAUAAAAAAAUAAACCAUGCUAAUGAAGAGGUAGCUGAAACUGUUAAUGAAUUGCUGCUAAAACUUAAUAAUAUUUUUACUCAGGAAGAAAUCGACAAAGCAAUCAAUGACUAUACUACGGGAACAUCUGCAUUGUAA